Molecule: messenger RNA, 3464 nt
Organism: Nerophis ophidion (straightnose pipefish)
Lineage: Eukaryota; Metazoa; Chordata; Actinopteri; Syngnathiformes; Syngnathidae
Gene: slc1a8a
Product: solute carrier family 1 member 8a
Exons: 12
Coding region: 1260-2966 (568 amino acids)
Biological process (GO): L-glutamate transmembrane transport
Cellular component (GO): plasma membrane
Molecular function (GO): L-glutamate transmembrane transporter activity; neutral L-amino acid transmembrane transporter activity; glutamate:sodium symporter activity
Source: RefSeq, a predicted model, not a curated record
CACAAUAGGACUAUGACGUAAACAAUCAUGUUCUUUAUCAUAUUUCAUAUAUCAACGUUAAUCAUAUUUAAUAUAUAAAUGAUAAACAAUAAAAACAAAAAUGGUGGUUUGUAGUUUUUGAAAAGGACAGGGUUGAAGCGGCGAGGCCGAAUCCUCUUUAUUGGCAAAGUAUGUUAAACACAAUAGGACUUUGACGUAAACAAUCAUGUUCUUUAUCAUAUUUCAUAUAUCAAUGUUAAUCCAAUUUAAUAUAUGAAUUAUAAACAAUAAAAACAAAAAUGGUGGUUUUUAGUUUUUGAAAAGAACAGGGUUGAAGCGGUGGGGCAGAAUCCUCUUUAUUGGCAAAGUAUGAUCAACACAACAGGAGUUGCAGGUAAACAAUCAUGUUCUUUAUCAUAUUUCAAAUAUCAAUGUUAAUCAUAUUUAAUAUAUAACUGAUAAACAUAAAAACUAAAAUGGUGUUUUGUAGUUUUUGAAAAGAACCGGGUUGAAGCGGCGAGGCCGAAUCCUCUUUAUUGGCAAAGUAUGUUAAACACAAUACGACUUUGACGUAAACAAUCAUGUUCUUUAUCAUAUUUUAUACAUCAACGUUAAUCAUAUUUAAUAUGUAAAUGACAAACAUAAAAAACUAGAAUGGUGUGUCGUUUUUGAAAAGAACCGAGUUGAAGCGGCGAGGCCAAAUCCUCUUUAUUGGCAAAGUAUGUUAAACACAAUACGACUUUGACGUAAACAAUCAUGUUCUUUAUCAUAUUUUAUACAUCAACGUUAAUCAUAUUUAAUAUGUAAAUGACAAACAUAAAAAACUAGAAUGGUGUGUCGUUUUUGAAAAGAACCGAGUUGAAGCGGCGAGGCCAAAUCCUCUUUAUUGGCAAAGUAUGUUAAACACAAUACGACUUUGACGUAAACAAUCAUGUUCUUUAUCAUAUUUUAUACAUCAACGUUAAUCAUAUUUAAUAUGUAAAUGACAAACAUAAAAAACUAGAAUGGUGUGUCGUUUUUGAAAAGGACAGGGUUGAAGCGGCGAGGCCGAAUCCUCUUUAUUGGCAAAGUAUGUUAAACACAACAGGACUUUGACGUAAACAAUCAUGUCCUUUAUCAUACUUCAUAUAUCAAUGUUAAUCAUAUUUAAUAUAUAAAUGAUAAACAUAAACAACUAGAAUGGUGUGUCGUUUUUGAAAAGCACAGGGUUGAAGCGGCGAGGCCGAAUCCUCUUUAUUGGCAAAGUGAGACCUGCUCCAAACCUCGUCCCCCUUCCAGCCAUGGACGAGCUUCUGCUUGGCGGCGGCGGCGGCGAGGACGAGGCCCGCUCGGAACACAGCUCCUGUGAGGCGGGAGACGCCGACAGGAGCAUGGCGGACCGUCUGUUCGCCAAAGUGAGCGGCGGCGCCCGCAGGAGACUGCGGGACUUCGCCAGGAGGAACGGCCUCCUGAUCCUGUCGGUGGUGGCCGUGCUGAGCGGCUGCACGCUGGGCUUCAUGCUGAGGGGCACCCAGCUGUCCACGCAGGCAAAAAUCUACUUCUCCUUCCCGGGGGAACUUCUCAUGAGGAUGCUGAAGAUGCUCAUCCUGCCCCUCAUCACGUCCAGUCUGAUGUCGGGCCUGUCGUCCAUGGAGUCGAAGGCGUGCUGCCGCAUGGGCGUGCUGACCGUCACCUAUUACCUGUGGACCACCUUCAUCGCCGUGGUGGUGGGCAUCGUCUUGGUGGUCAUCAUCAAGCCCGGCGUCGGCACGGAGAUGGAGAGCAACCGGCUGGGGGGCGGGCCCGUUAUGACGUCGGCCGACGCCCUCCUUGACCUGAUCAGGAACAUGGUCCCGUCCAAUCUGAUCGAGGCCACGUUCCAGCAGUACAAAACGGACCUGGUGCCCAUCCUGAAGGUCCCGACCAGGACCAUCCAGCCCAACUUCGUGUACGUGGUGCCGGACGAGCGCGAGCCCAAAGGUCGCACGGUGUUCCUGGAGCUGACUCCGCCCCCCGAGGUCACGUACAAGACGAGUCCCGGCAGCAGCCAGCAGAUGAACGUGCUCGGCAUCGUCAUCUUCUCCGCCACCAUGGGGCUGUUGCUGGGCAGGAUGGGCGAGCGAGGAGCGCCGCUGGUCAACGUGUGCCAGUGCAUCAACGAGUGCGUCAUGAAAAUCAUCAACGCCGCCGUGUGGUACUUCCCGUUCGGCAUCAUCUUCCUGGUGGCGGGCAAGAUCCUGGACAUGCAGGACCCGAGCACGCUGGGGAAGAAGCUGGGCUGGUACGGCGUCACCGUGCUCGCCGGCCUCUUCGUGCACGGCCUGGUGCUCCUCCCCCUUUUCUACUUCCUGCUCACGAGGAAGAAUCCCUUCACGUACAUCCGUGGGCUCCUGCAGGCCCUGGUCAUCGCCCUGGCCACCUCCUCCAGCUCUGCGACGCUGCCCAUCACCAUGAAGUGUCUGCUGGAGAACUGCCACGUGGACCGCCAGAUCGCCCGCUUCGUGCUGCCCGUGGGCGCCACCAUCAACAUGGACGGCACGGCGCUCUACGAGGCGGUGGCGGCCAUCUUCAUCGCCCAGGUCAACGACUACGAGCUGGACUUCGGACAGCUGGUCACCAUCAGCAUCACCGCCACCGCCGCCAGCAUCGGCGCGGCCGGCAUCCCCCAGGCCGGCCUGGUUACCAUGGUGAUCGUGCUGACGUCCGUGGGCCUGCCCCCCGACGACAUCACCCUCAUCGUGGCCAUCGACUGGAUCCUGGACCGGUUUCGGACCAUGAUCAACGUGCUGGGCGACGCCCUGGCGGCGGGCAUCAUCGCCCACCUGUGUCGGAAGGACUUCCCCCUCAGCGGGACGGGAAAGGGCGUCCCUUCGUACGGCACGCACACCCCCCACGUCCACGCCCACAGCGUGGACGUGCCCAUGACGGAGAUCCACACGCACAAAGACGGCGACGUGGUGUUGGACGGCCACGCCCACACCGUCUACUACAACAUCUGUCAGGUGUGAGGAAACGUGGCGCCCAAAGGGGGCGGCGCCACCUUUCUCGGACAUCAAAGGGACUGUGAUUGAGGCCUCAAGUGACCUUCUCCAGGCGACUGCAUGCUGGCGUGCGUCCGCUUCCUCUCGUGCUUUACUUCCUGCUUCCUGUUGGCGACGCGUCCAUGGUGCAUUUGUUCUUUUAUUCUGAAAUUCAUUUUAUUCUGGAAGUGGACUUUCCUCAUCUUCCUUUCUCAAACAGGAAGUAGUUCUGCCUUAACCUCCGCUGCAGUCCUCACUUCAUCUGCCAAUGCACAAGAACACUCAAUCUUUUUAAGUUUUUUUAUGUAAUAUUGUGUUGAAAAACAUAAAAGUCUUCAUAUAAUUUAAAAAAAUAUAUUUUUAUCAAUUUUUACAGUGGUUCUCAAACUUUUUAAAUCUAUUUUUAGAUUUUGUUUAUGUGAUAUUGUGUAGAAAAACUUAAAAAAGUCUUCAUAUGAUUUAAAAAAAUGUUUUUAUCCUCUACAG